AUGGAUAUUAUUGGCGCUAUCUGGCUCCCUUCGGACCUCAACGAACCCGAAACGUUCCGCGUCGAUUUCAUGAUCCCCAGAAUGAGGGAUUUCUUCACAAAGCAGUUGGUGUCGAUUGUGAGGACCCAGCGACCCAAAUGGUUGUAUAAUGCCAAAUGCAGAUACUGUCCUCAUACCAAUCGAUGCCGACAAGAAACACGAGGAACAAUAGGCACGAUACCCUACAUGACGGAAUCUAAGAUCAAAGAAUUGAAGCAAACGCCGAGCAAAGACAUUGAGAACUUGAUCGAUGAUUUGGAGAAUAUCAGACUAGAUAACGGAGCAAACCAUACGUACAUUCCAUCGGCAGCUGACAACGACAAGGAUAACAUGGGUCUCUGCAACAAAAUUAUGAACUAUUUACUCGUCUUGUUCCAGGACACACACAUUUUGAGCAUCGUCAACAUGACAAAUCUGCCCGCUGAAGAGGAUAUGAAUGGCGUUGGCGUAGGCCGCAUCGCAAGUAUUGAAGCUAUUCUCAAGGACAACAUUGCUUUGGGUGUCCCCGGAUAUUACAGCUUGCAAAAAGCUGCAUUGUGGAUGAGACGGGCCUCUGCCUCUGGCUUUUACUCAGAGGCAACAGGAGAAGAAGAAGUCUAUGAUGACGAUAUGUUCUAUUAUACUGGGCAAAAUGGGUCCGCCGAUGCAGUGGAGGCCCAGCUUUCACUUCGCCUUUUUGCUUACCACACGAUCAUGAGCAGCUACCCUUUCUUCAAACGAAUGGAAUGUAUUUAUCAAUGUGAAAAAAUUCGUGCUCCUCGCCUGGCGGAUCUCAGGAGCUAUCAUCGAUAUGACACUAGCAAAAACCCUUUCAAGGAAUAUAUCCUUGUGCCUGACAACACCAAGGGAAUCAUUGAAGCCAUUCGCUAUCCUGAUGUAGAAGGACAACAUAAAGUGAACGACCUUUCCAUCACCACGGUCAAUAUCAUUGGACUGAGCGAAGAAUCAGGUCUAUAUACACCAUUACACUUCGCGGACAAAUCGGACCUCUCAACCCACGGCGCGGGAAGGUUUCAGACUACCAAGAAGACCCUAACGAAACAUUUAUUGGAGAAUCCAAAUGCAUGGGCAUUAACGCCUGCCAAAGAGCCUGACUAUGUCCUUAAUUCAGCGUUCAACCACUUGCUUGAGAAAUUGGCCAUGUCGCCGUCUCAGAAAGAUAUUGCGACAAAGAUUACAAAUAGUCGAUUACAAAUUGUAUGGGGUCUAGCUGGAUCAGGAAAGGCGGAAUUUUUGGCUCUUUUUAUCUCAUGGUAUAUUACCUAUCUGUGUCCGAAGCAGAGAAAGAAUUCAAUAGUACCGUUUAUGAUUGGUAUUACUGCCUCGACGCGGUCGGCCAUCCCCAAUUUGUUGCAACACGUUGAAACGAUUCGGCAGCAACAAACAAAUGGUGCUCCGUUACAGGUGGUCAGCAUGGGAGAACAUGAUGCCAAGUUUGGAGAUACCAUGUCCUGUAAACACGCCAGUAUGUUGGCGACAGAAGAAAAUAAAAAACGUGGAUGCCGUCGUGGUCGGAGGCACGGUGUGGGAUUGGUGGAAAUUGCUGGUAGCCGAUGCGCUAUUGCCAUCCAAUGUCUCGAAAAAGCCGACAGCAAGCUGAUCGUUGCUGGUAAUCAUAUGAACAGCUACCCUCGGCUGCCUCGACAUCAUCCGCUCCUCUAUGGCUCCAUUCAGCAGUGCCUCAUGCGUACGCUCGACAAUCGAAGCAUUUCAAUCAAGAGCUUCCUGUUGGAAAAGGGUGUGAAACAUGAUUUCGGCCCCAAUACCAUCAAGCUUCAAGAUAAUUGGCGCAUGAACGUAGGUUUGAAUGAAUUUUUCCAACAAAUCUAUGGCAACGACCUCAUUGCACGUUAUCCCAAAUUACGGCUUUUAUAUAACUGGACCCCCAAAAAGAGGUCGAUUCGUGAUGAAAUGAUCAAAAUCCACAUGGGAAAUCGAACACGCGCCGCCGCUGCCGCAGUAGAGAUCCAGAUGGAGGCCGAUAUAGUCACUGAACUUGUCAAAGCUCAUCUUUCCACCCACAUGGAAGGAACCGCGGCCCAAACUCCCAAGAGCGCCGUACGAGACGGUCAGCCUAAAUUGAUGAUCGUCACACCUCAUCAUCGUCAACGAGUCACCAUUCAAAAUCAGCUCAAUCAAAUAGCAUCGCAAGACGAUUUUAUUGUCGAAACGGUCGAAAAACUUCAAGGCCAAGAAUGCGAAUUGGUGAUCAGUUGCUUUACCUUUAACGAUAUCCAACCAUACAAUACCGAUUUCCUAUUCAGUUUCCAUCGAUGGAAUGUGGCUCUAUCUCGAGCACGCUGCAAAGUGAUUGUACUUGUGACCGCUACUUUGUUUGAUACCUCUGUUUCAAAACAGGAAAAACACAAUAUGUUGAGCUUUGAUCAGCGAGAAAACAGUGAUGGGUGGGGAUUCGUGUCCUUACUGCAUAAUUAG
This is a messenger RNA of Radiomyces spectabilis, 2475 nucleotides long. RefSeq names its product AAA domain-containing protein. Bases 1 to 2475 code for a protein of 824 amino acids. Lineage: Eukaryota; Fungi; Mucoromycota; Mucoromycetes; Mucorales; Radiomycetaceae. The transcript is spliced from 13 exons. The record is from RefSeq and is a predicted model, not a curated record.